AAAAAUCAUUUCCCAGUGAAUAUGGUAGGAUAAAUAAUGUGUCUUGCCAGGCCCAGCCCGUAAUUAUCUAUCCAAUUAAACAAUAUAUUUCAGAUUCAACAUAUAAUUAAAUAUAUAAUUAAAUUAAACAAUUAUUUUAUAGCAUCCAUAAAUUUCCUAAAUUUAUAUUUGAUUGAUAUAUUUAUAAAUUGUCGCUGGAGAAACUGGAAAGCUAUUUUUAUAUUGUACAUAGAGAGAGAGACCAAGACUCUGGUUUCAAGAACUCAAAGUAGUGCGCAGAGCUUAGCAAUGGCCAUAGUAACCAUUCUUGAGAUCUUCGCAGCAGUCGUUAGUUUUGUGUUGUUUCGCUUUUUGUUCAAAAAAAAGGGCAAACCCACAAAUUGGCCAGUCGUCGGUAUGCUGCCGAAUUUUCUUUCCCGCCUUCACCGAGCUCACGAUACAAUCACAAAAGUUGUUGAGCGAAAUGGGCAAACCUUUUUCUUCCAAGGUCCCUGGUUUACCAACGUCAAAUUGUUAGCCACAGUUGAGCCAGCCAACGUCCACUACAUAAUGAGCGCAAACUUCUCAAACUUUCCUAAAGGAACCGAGUUCUCCAAGAUCUUUGACAUUCUGGGACGAGGGAUUUUCAAUUCGGAUUCAGAAUGGUGGAAGAACCAGAGAAAACUUGCUCAAGCAUUGAUUAACCAUCCGCGGUUUCACCAGUUCUUGGUGAAGACCAGUCGGGACAUGGUGGAGAAAGGGCUAGUUCCAGUCCUUGAGCAUGUAGCUGAACAAGGAUUAGUGGUGGACAUGCAAGAUGUAUUUCAGAGGUUCACAUUUGAUAUCACAUGCAUAUUGGCUACAGGCUACAAUCCAAGAUGCCUGUCGAUUGAUUUCCCAGAAGUAGAAUUCUCCAAGGCCAUGGAUGAUGCUGAAGAAGCGUUGUUUUUCAGGCAUUUAACGCCUGAAUGGCUCUGGAAGUUACAAAGGAUUCUAAGAAUCGGACCGGAGGGGAAAAUAGAAAGAGCUUGGAAAAUUCUAGAUAGUAUAUCAGCAGAAUAUAUCUCAAGGAAAAGAAAACAACUCAGCAGUCUAUCACUUUCCUCAGAAGAUGAAUCAGAGGGUGUUGAUUUGUUAACAUCAUAUAUGAGAGAUGCUGAAAUCAUGGGAUCUAAACCAGACGACAAAUUUCUAAGAGAUACCAUUAUAAAUUUGUUACUUGCAGGGAGAGACACCACAAGUUCUGCUCUCACAUGGUUCUUAUGGCUUGUUUCCAAGAAUCCUCAAGUAGAAAGCAAGAUCAGAGAGGAGCUUAAAGCAAGUAUGCCAGCAAACGAAGCAGAAAAUUGGCGACUAUUCAAUCCACAGGAGGUAAACAAGCUAGUUUAUCUUCAUGGUGCACUCUGUGAAUCGCUAAGGCUCUACCCACCAGUUCCAUUCCAGCACAAGGAGCCUAUCAAGGAAGAUGUGCUUCCAAGCGGGCACCGAGUGACUCCUGAAAUGAAGAUAGUGAUAUGCUUGUAUUCAAUGGGAAGAAUGGCAUCCAUAUGGGGAAAAGACUGCUUCGAAUUUAAGCCAGAAAGGUGGAUUACAGAGGGAGGAAAGAUCAGGCAUGAGCCAUCAUACAAGUUUUUAGCUUUUAAUGCAGGACCAAGAACUUGUUUGGGGAAAGAAGUGGCUUUCGUUCAGAUGAAGACGGUGGCAGCUGCCAUAAUCCAUAACUACCAUGUUCAGUUAGUGGAAGGGCAUCCUGUGUCUCCUAAUAUCUCCAUUAUUCUUCAGAUGAAACAUGGCUUGAAGGUGAGGAUUAUCAAGAGAUGGGUUUGAAUUAUUAUUUAGUAAUAUGUCUUCUAAUUAUUAAUAAUUCCCUCCAUGUUGAACUCUUUUUUAUAUAUAGAAGAAUAAGAUUUUCUCA
Molecule: messenger RNA, 1894 nt
Organism: Hevea brasiliensis (rubber tree)
Lineage: Eukaryota; Viridiplantae; Streptophyta; Magnoliopsida; Malpighiales; Euphorbiaceae
Product: alkane hydroxylase MAH1
Exons: 1
Coding region: 289-1806 (505 amino acids)
Molecular function (GO): iron ion binding; monooxygenase activity; heme binding
Source: RefSeq, a predicted model, not a curated record